AGAAUCAAAUAUGAUACGGUAGUAAUAAGCAUGAGAACUAAUAAUGCUAGCUAGCUAGCUAGUAAAAAAUUGGGAGUGACUUACACCUUCACUACGUACAAAUUAAAAAAUCCCAAUAAUUCAAAGGGGUCUUUUCAUACUGAUAAUUAGAAAUAAAGAACACCUCAAUAAUCUCAUCCUAUAUAAAAUAAUUAAACACCACAUAUGUAAGUCGGUAAUUAACUUUCUCAAACCAAUCUUAACUCAUUAAUACUACUAAUUAGUCUCGAAAAAGUGAAGGAAGGAAAUAUCAUGGGUUCCGAAACUAGCCCUGAGCUUCUGGUAGUAGACUUGAACAAUCCAGAGAUGAAGGCAGGCUGGUCAUCUGCGUGCAAAGACAUAAGAAAAGCCUUUGAAACCCAUGGUUGUUUCGUGGCAUUAUACGACAAGAUUUCACCCCAACUCCACAACUCCAUCUUCAAAGCAGCUCAUGACUUAUUUGAUCUUCCCAUUCACACCAAAAUCCAAAACAUAAACGAGAAGCCCUAUCAUGGCUAUGUGGGUCAAAUGCCCAUUGUGCCCCUCCACGAAGGCCUAGGCAUCGACUACGCCAACACCCUUGAAGGAGCUCAGAGCUUCACUAAUCUCAUGUGGCCUCAGGGAAAUCAAUCCUUCUGUGAGAGGUCGAUGGGGUUUGCGAAGGCGGUUGCGGAGCUAGAGAAAAUGGUGGUGAGGAUGUUGUUUGAGAGCUACGGUGUGGAGAAGCACGUGGAGUCACAUGUGGAUGCAACCACUUAUCUUCUGAAAUUCUUGAGGUAUCGAGCACCUACUGAGGGAGAGACUACCAUGGCUUUUCCGCCGCACACCGACAAGAGCUUCGUCACCAUACUCUAUCAGAAUCACAUCUCCGGCCUCCAAACUAGGGCUAGAGACGGCCAAUGGAUCGACGUCAACUUCCCGCCUUCCUCGUUCGUUGUCAUGGCCGGAGAUGCUUGCAAGGCAUGGAGUAAUGAUAGGGUGCUUUCUCCGAGCCACAAAGUUACGAUGGACAUUAAAGGAAAGGAAACGAGGUACACAAUGGGGCUAUUUUCUUUCCUCAGCAAGACUGUGGAAGUUCCUGAGGAGUUGAUUGAUGAUGAUCAAAAUCCUUUGAAGUUCAAGCCCUUCGCCCACCUCGAUCUGUUGAAGUUUUACGACACAGAACAAGGCCGCCGAUCCCAGAAUAUACUCCAAGAUUUCUGUGGUGUUUGAAUUAUUUUCAACUUAUAUAUAUGCAUGGUGAUUCAACUGCAAUAAUUUACAUUAAUUGUCUCUUUAAGCCCAGUUGGAAUGGUGUGUAAGUCCUCUGUAACAAUAUGUUAAAUAUUGCAUGUGUGUUUGCUUGUAUGCUAUUUUACCCAAUAAAAUUUGAAUUUUCUAAAUUUA
Salvia miltiorrhiza (redroot sage) is the source of this 1404-nucleotide messenger RNA. RefSeq names its product 2-oxoglutarate-dependent dioxygenase AOP2-like. The record is from RefSeq and is a predicted model, not a curated record. NCBI's taxonomy places the organism in Eukaryota, Viridiplantae, Streptophyta, Magnoliopsida, Lamiales, Lamiaceae. Bases 292 to 1230 code for a protein of 312 amino acids. Gene Ontology annotation, molecular function: dioxygenase activity. The transcript has 3 exons.